Molecule: messenger RNA, 737 nt
Organism: Cladocopium goreaui
Lineage: Eukaryota; Dinophyceae; Suessiales; Symbiodiniaceae
Source: the annotation of a GenBank genome assembly
AGACAUUUCAGCAUUCAACCAUGCGUUCUUCACAAGCCUUGUUGCGCCUUGCUGGUGGUGGUGCUUCUGCAUUGGUGGUCUUGGCCUGCACCUUGUACUUCUUUGUCGACCUCUUGCCGCAUGUUGCGGCUGGAAACUUCCUGAGAGCUUUGCACUUCACCGCCGAAUGCGUGCUGUUAGGGGGUGCAGGUGUAGCCGGAGUUCUAGCAGAAAUCAGGCCUCAUCCAUGGGUCAGUGAGAACUUUCCGUAUUUGACAAGGCUCAGCGGCCGAAGUUGUCUGUACAUCUUCCUUGGGAUGUACGUCAUUGGAAGACGAGAGCGCAGUGCUUGGGGGAGGAGCUUUGAUAUUUUCGUCGGCGUUGUGUGCUUGGCGGUGGCCACUGCUGCCAUGGUCUUUGCACGGCGUUUGAGCUCUCUCCCGCCACAAUUGCAGGAAUCGCUUGGGCGGGAGAUGCACGCUGCGUCAACGCAGCCGCAGCCCACGAUGGAGCAGAUGAGCACUUCGUGAAGGCAUGAACUUGCGAAUGCCUGGCUACAUUAGUAGGAGACUGGGCAUGCCCACACGCUCAGGGCCCGUGUGAAAGAUACAGUAUGUCAGUAUGUUGUGGCAUUGUCUCCUCAUGGCUUACCUUUGGUGCCAGGCAAAACUUGACCAAUUCAAUCCCAAAGCGGGUUGUUGGUUCAGGUCGGUAACGAACGAGCGGGAUUGCAAAAUUUCAAGCCGAACGCAUGCUUU